Myxocyprinus asiaticus (Chinese sucker) is the source of this 807-nucleotide messenger RNA. RefSeq names its product vesicle-associated membrane protein 5-like. The transcript is spliced from 3 exons. Gene Ontology annotation, biological process: Golgi to plasma membrane protein transport. Gene Ontology annotation, cellular component: plasma membrane. The record is from RefSeq and is a predicted model, not a curated record. The coding region runs from base 353 to 691 and encodes 112 amino acids. Lineage: Eukaryota; Metazoa; Chordata; Actinopteri; Cypriniformes; Catostomidae.
UUUGUUCCAGCUUUACGGAUUCGAGUUGGCUUCUCCAGCAUGUUGUAUAGAUAUGACAUUGGCCAGUGAAUAACAGCAUAAGUUACUGAAGCAGUGUAGAAAGUCACUCAGUCCCCUUUGGGUGUGAACCUUACAGACUAGAGAGUGUGACAGCUGCGCAGUGGAAACAACCCACCCCUUAAGAGAAAAGGAAAGUCCUUUCCAGCACUUGCACAGAAGAUUGAAGCCUUGAAGAAGUCAAAAGAAGCGCAAGUGAACUUUAUAGAUAUCGGUCUUGUAUUGUUUGCUGUCUCCUUUUCAGAUGCAGUUUUUUCGGUGACCGUUUCUGUUGUAUUAAAGCGACUAUAAAACAAUGGAGAAUGGGCAAAGUCGUCUCCGUCAGGCCCAGGAGGGUGUGGAGGAAGUGAAGGUUAUCAUGCUUGAUAACCUGAACAAGGCUGACGAGCGUUCAGGAAAACUUGGGGAGCUAGAGAACAGAGCUGAUCAACUACUGGAGAAGAGCAAAGCUUUCUCAAAGACCUCGACUAAGGUGAAACAGAAGAAGCGUUGGGAGAAUUCUAAAUAUAAAUUGAUAAUAGCAGCAGUGGUAGCUGCAGUGAUCCUCAUCAUAAUUGUGGCUGUGGCUAUAAGUUUGAGUAAGGACAGUAUGAGCACAACCACAGAAGAAUCAGAAGCACUAGGGAAUGGCUAGAAGAUCAGACAAAGAGGAAGAGUGAUCUUUAAGGGGUUCUUAAAAUGCCUCAAGGUGUCAGAUUAUUUGUGAGACACUUCUGUGAAAGUAAAAAAAAAAAAAAAAAAAAAAAAAAA